AUGUCCACAAACAUCAACAACAUCCCGCUCAGCUACGCAACCUGCUCCCUCGGCCCCCCCAGCAUUCCCCUCGAAGACAAGCUCUCCUCCCUCAGCGCCGCCUCCUUCACCGGCAUCGAGCUCGCCUUCCCCGACCUCCUCGCCUACGCCAACACCCACAACGCAGGAACCACCCAAAUCCUUCCCCACGACUACACCUCCUUAGUCCACGCCGCAACCGAAGUCCGCUCACUAUGCGAGACCCACAACCUACAGAUCAUGAUGCUACAACCCUUCGCCAACUUCGAAGGCUGGCCACGGAACUCCCCGGAACGGGAAGACGCCUUCACGCGCGCCAAGGGAUGGAGUCAGAUCAUGGAAGCACUGGGGACGGAGAUAUUGCAGAUCGGGUCGACAGACACACCAGCUGAGAAACUCUCCCUGGGUAACAGUAAAAACAAGGAGAAUGUGGUGGCCGAUCUGCGUGAGCUAGCGGAUAUACUCGCACCGAAAGGUCAGCGCAUCGCGUACGAGAACUGGUGCUGGAGUACCCAUGCGCCCGGGUGGAAAGAUGUAUGGGAGAUAGUGAGGGAUGUGGGGAGGGAGAAUGUGGGGUUGUGUUUGGAUACGUUUCAGACGGCGGGGGGGGAGUGGGGGGAUCCGACGACUGCGGAUGGGGUGGUUGGUGGUGGUGGUGAUGAGGUGAGGAAGAGGUAUGAGAGCAGUUUGGAGGAGUUGGCCAGGACGGUUCCCGCGGAGAAGAUCUUUCUGCUGCAGGUGUCGGAUGCGUAUAAGCCACCGUCUCCGUUUGAGGAUGCGGUGGUGGAUGGGGCGAGGCCUAGGGCACGGUGGAGUCAUAGUUUUAGGCCGAUGCCGUAUCAUGGGGGGUAUUUGCCGAUUGAGGAGGUGGGGAGGGCGGUGUUGAGGACUGGGUUUCGGGGGUGGUUUUCGAUGGAGAUUUUUGAUGGGGGAGUGAAUGGGGAUGAGGAGAUUGAGGAUGUGGGGAAGUUUGCGAGGGAGGCGAUGGGGAGUAUGAGGAGAUUUUUGGAGAGGUGCGCGGAUGGUGUUUAG
Molecule: messenger RNA, 1050 nt
Organism: Aspergillus niger
Lineage: Eukaryota; Fungi; Ascomycota; Eurotiomycetes; Eurotiales; Aspergillaceae
Exons: 1
Coding region: 1-1050 (349 amino acids)
Source: RefSeq, a predicted model, not a curated record